AUGGUUAGGACAAAAAAACAUGUACCGAAUCAUAAUCCUUUAAAUACAUUUAAUAAGGAAAAGAACUUAAAUACUAAUAAGACUAUACCUAUUAGAUCACAUAAUCAAACUAGUGCAAAAUCUAAUAAUAUAAAUAGUGGAAAUUUAAAUGGGAUAUCUCAAAAUGCUAUAAACAAAGCACGUAUUAGGAGACCUCAUAGAUAUAGGCCAGGUGUUUUAGCUUUAAAGGAAAUUAGAGCAUAUCAAGCAUCAACACAGUUAUUGAUACCAAAAAUACCUUUUGUUAGAGUUGUAAAAGAAAUUACUCGCUUAUUUGAAUUACCUGAUGAACAAUUUCGGUAUACUCCUGAAGCUUUACUGGCUCUUCAGACAGCUGCAGAAGCAUAUUUAGUUAGUUUAUUUGAAGAUGCCUAUUUAUGUUCUCUUCAUGCAAACAGAGUUACAUUAAUGCCAAAAGACAUUCAUUUAGCUAGAAGAAUACGAGGAAGAGAUUAA
Plasmodium relictum is the source of this 495-nucleotide messenger RNA. It is a transcript of the gene CenH3, whose product is annotated as histone H3-like centromeric protein CSE4, putative. The transcript has a single exon. The record is from RefSeq and is a predicted model, not a curated record. Bases 1 to 495 code for a protein of 164 amino acids. NCBI's taxonomy places the organism in Eukaryota, Apicomplexa, Aconoidasida, Haemosporida, Plasmodiidae. Gene Ontology annotation, cellular component: nucleosome. Gene Ontology annotation, molecular function: protein heterodimerization activity; DNA binding; structural constituent of chromatin.